Humulus lupulus (European hop) is the source of this 360-nucleotide messenger RNA. RefSeq lists its product as uncharacterized. NCBI's taxonomy places the organism in Eukaryota, Viridiplantae, Streptophyta, Magnoliopsida, Rosales, Cannabaceae. Bases 1 to 360 code for a protein of 119 amino acids. Gene Ontology annotation, molecular function: nucleic acid binding. Gene Ontology annotation, biological process: DNA integration. The record is from RefSeq and is a predicted model, not a curated record. The transcript has a single exon.
AUGACUAGCCCCUGGACCUUUGCUUUAUGGGGAAUUGACCUGAUUAGCGCAUUACCCAUAGGCAGGGGAGGAGCAAAGUAUGCAGUAGUAGCAGUGGAUUACUUCACCAAAUGGGUCAAAGUGGAACCUCUGGUCAACAUAAUGGCCAAGUGGAUCACCGCCUUUGUCAACAAGGCCAUCGUUAGCAGAUAUGGAGUGCCCUACAAAAUCAUCUCUGUUAACGACACUCAGUUUAAAGGGGGAACGUUCGAGGAGUAUUGUAAGGAGAAAGACAUAAGGAGGAGUUUCUCAGCUGUGGUACACCCACAAGACAAUGGGCAAGUUGAGGCCAUUAAUAAGGUUAUCAAGAAGAACCUAUAA